ACAUCAUCCAUCGAUCUGCUCGACAGACCUGAAGAAAAUAGUUUCUGCCUCUCUUGAGUGAGAGAUGUCUGCAGCUCUGACUCUGCUUCUCAUUGGUUCUCUGCUGCAAGGUGCCCUGUGUGGAGAGUUUAAGGCAUUUAUGCCGCAGAAUAUAGAAGUUCUUAGUGGAUCCUGUGUGACCAUCCCCUGCUCCUUUGACAUAGAGGAUAGAUAUAAAUUAGACUUAGAUAAAACAUGUAGAGCAUUAUGGAAAAUUGAUGUGAACACAGUUGUGUUUGACAGCAGUCAUCCACAAACAUCUACGAUAAAAGGAAAACUGAUAGGAGACUUGAAGAAAAAAGACUGCACCACAACCCUGAACAACAUGCAACCUGCUCACAACAAUGACUAUUACUAUUACUUCAGGUUGGAAUGCAGCAAUAAACUGAUAUAUAAUUUUUGGGACAAAAGAAUCUCUUUUUCAGUCAAAGAUGUUCCUCCCAGACCGACUCUGACUCCGUCAGCACUGAAGGUGGAGGAGGGAACCUCAGUGAAUUUGACGUGCUCUGCUCCAGCUCCCUGUCUGUCUCAUCCUCCAACUCUGACAUGGACCAAAGGCCUGGGUGACGGUGUGGAGACACUGCAGGAGAAUCGGGACAAAACUAAAGUCAUGACCUCUGUUGUGACCUUCACUGCCUCUCAAAAGCAUCAUGGAGAGACGAUCUCCUGUACGGCCAUCUACAACAAACAAGAUGGCAGCACUGCGUCAGCUGUUAGUGAAAGUCUAACAGCUCAUAUUUCAUAUUCCCCCAAACGCACAUCAGUGUCAGUACAUCCCUCUGGUCCAGUACCAGAGGGCAGUAAUGUGACUCUGACAUGCAGUAGUACUGCUAACCCACCAGUAAAGAACUACACCUGGUACAGAGCUGAUGGAGCACAGGAGACUUUUAUUGGGACCGGACAUGUUUUAAUCAUCAAAGCAUUUAAAGACGACAGACCUUUUUUCUGCAAGGCUGAAAAUGAUAUUGGAGCUGGACAAUCCAACCUUAGUCUAGUAGAUGUUCAAUUCGAGCCACAGAUCCUGUCCUCAUCUGACUGCUUCAAAGCUGCAGACCAGCUCAACUGUUCCUGCAGGACUGAGGGAAAUCCUCUUCCCACUAUACUCUGGUAUUUGGACGGGUUACCUGUCAAUCACUCUGACAACUUUUUAAUAAGCACAGAGCGUCGAAAUGACACAGGUCUGUGGAGCAUCAUCACUGUGAAUGGACCACGGGAGAGGGAUCCGUCCACCUUGCUCUGCCGCAGCUCCAACUCUCUGGGAUCUGCCAGUCAACGUUUUUGUGUCAAAACAUCUGCUCAAAGUCAAGACCGAUUGAUGCCAGUUUUCAUCACCGCAGUUGGCUUUCUUCUGUUACUAGUAUGUUUUCUGCUGUUUGUUAUCAGGGCUCAGAAGACUCACCAUAACCUUCUGAAGAGUCAGCUUACCGGUGACAGCAGCAGAGUUACUAUGAGCCAUCUUCUAACAAGUGCAGAGGGAAAUGAGGUACCAAACGCAACAGAAGAGGACAUUUAUGUCAACAACAAUGAAGUGACUUGCGCGGAUGUCGCCCACCCUUCAUCUACCUCUGAGCCGAACAGCACCACCCUGCCGAGCUCUGGACCAAACAAUGCGGAACGAGCCAGAAAAAGCUCAGAGAAGACGGAUGAGGAAGGCAAAGAUGUGAUUUACUCUAAUUUGAACUGGAAGGCCAAGAGCAAUAAGAAGAAGGCAGAAGACUCGAAGGACAUGCAUCAGCCUGGCAGCUCCUAUCUGGAGGAGGAGAUGUGCAUGGCGGGAGGCAGGCGCAGUGGUUUUGUGAGCAACGCACUGGAGAUGGGAAGUAUGUAUGAUAACUUUGAGCCCCAAAAUGUGGUGAAAGAGGUGGAAAGUGAAUAUGCUCAGGUUAAAUUCAAAGACAAGAGUGCUAUACUUGAAUAGACGAAUGUUCUGUAUUGCCAUGUCGAGUUUUUAAAAAUAUUUUUAAGAAUGUCUUCCUCUCUUAAAGGUCAUGUUUUCUUGUUUGUCAGCUAUAACAUGGACAUUUUGAUAAACGGUAUUAUGUUCCUUUGUUUUUAAAUUCAUGGGGGUUUUAAGAUCUUGACAUUAUUUUUGUCAGAGAAGAUAACAACAAUGCAUAAUAACAAUGAUAAUAAUGUUGAUGAACAGUUUUCCCAGUUUCAGCUGUGUUAAUGCAUGAUAAUAAAAUACUAUAUAUUCACCUUUAUUUUUUACUCAUAUAAUGAUGUUGGCAAGUGUAAAUUGAAGGAGAGGCUCUGUUGUUUCACAUGUAUUUGGCAAUGUGACCAGUUUUGUUUAUUGUUAACAUUUAUUUUUUGUUUAAACUGUAGCUUUUUAAACACAAAGAAAGUGCAAUCUUCAAUAUGUAUUUUUGCAAAAGUAAAAGUCUAGUAAAGUCUUCUUUAGGACCAUGUCGUGUAUAUAUUCUUUCAAAGCCAAACGCUUCAAAUCAAUCUUCAAUUUUGUAGUCAAUACAUCUUUUAAAGCUUUCCCUUGCUACUGUGUUUCAAACAUGUACUAUACAACAAGUGGUGUGAAGUGUCUUGUAUGCCAGAUUUUAGAAACAGGAAGAGAGAGCCUCUCUUUCAGUCUCUUCGUUCAGGGAGACUGCUUUAGAUGAGCUCAGCAAGUUUCCUGUUUGAAACUGAAUAGAACCGAGGGGGGG
Anoplopoma fimbria (sablefish) is the source of this 2702-nucleotide messenger RNA. Its product is annotated as B-cell receptor CD22-like. The record is from RefSeq and is a predicted model, not a curated record. The transcript has 9 exons. NCBI's taxonomy places the organism in Eukaryota, Metazoa, Chordata, Actinopteri, Perciformes, Anoplopomatidae. Bases 65 to 1957 code for a protein of 630 amino acids.